This is a messenger RNA of Elgaria multicarinata webbii, 885 nucleotides long. RefSeq names its product spermatogenesis associated 25 (gene SPATA25). Bases 1 to 873 code for a protein of 290 amino acids. The transcript has 2 exons. The record is from RefSeq and is a predicted model, not a curated record. Lineage: Eukaryota; Metazoa; Chordata; Lepidosauria; Squamata; Anguidae. Gene Ontology annotation, biological process: spermatogenesis.
AUGGGAUGGCGAAAGGCUCCCCAGGGCUCUUCCCAUCUCCCCGUCAAGGGAAGACCGCCGAAGACCAGGCUCCAGCUGACAUGUUUCUCCUCCCUUUGCACAGGAGAAUUCGAGGGCAGAGAGGUCAACGCGGCGCCAAGCAGCCUGACCCGGCUUUACCCGGGGAGGCCUCCGGAGGCCCCUGCUUCAGCCAGCACCCCCUCUGCGCUAGGGCUCCUACACCGGAAACUGCAAGCCAAGCAGGGCCCCCCUCCUCCUCCUCCACUCAGUGCCACGCAGCUGCUCCAGGAGCCCUGUGGGGGAGGGUGCCGGCCGCCCAGCACACCUGGACAGGGGAUCACAGCACGGUGGGAGCCAAGCCGAGGUCUGUGCUGCAGGUCCUCCCCCCAGGGUCUGGCACAGGAACACCCCCUUGAGCGGGCAGGGGACAGGGGGCUGUGCCUCUCCUCUGUGCCACUGCCUCUCCCCCAGCAGCCCAAGGACUUUGCCAGCUCCAGCGGGGAGUUUGCCCUCGCCAGAUGGGGCUUCUUGCCCAGUGGAGUCCUCCUGAUGUCAGCGAAGCUUAGCCAAGACAGGGCCCCCCAGCCGGGACAGCACCUGCCCCCCAACAUCUGCAUUUUGACCCUGGCAAUGAUGAUUGCGGGCAUCCCAACAGUCCCAGUGCCAGGGGUUCGUGAGGAAGACAUGGUCCAUGCUGCCCAGUGCUUCAUGGCCGGGAAUCUGGAGCUGGAAGGAAUGCAAGGGGAGGCGGCCCAAAGGAGGAGGUGGGCUGCAACGCAGCGCCUGGGGCCCUCCGGCAAGAGAGACAGGCAGCGGAAGAGGCCAACCGGCAGGAGCCUCCUGCCUCUGUUUCUAGCACAGCUGGAGAAGUAAAAGCAGGAGGCG